Messenger RNA from Vitis vinifera (wine grape), 4258 nucleotides. RefSeq lists its product as uncharacterized. The coding region runs from base 1588 to 3912 and encodes 774 amino acids. The transcript is spliced from 2 exons. NCBI's taxonomy places the organism in Eukaryota, Viridiplantae, Streptophyta, Magnoliopsida, Vitales, Vitaceae. The record is from RefSeq and is a predicted model, not a curated record.
UGCAAGCCCUUGUCCGAGCAAGAGGUUCUCUCUUUCUUCUCUACGCCUUUCUUCCUUCGUUUCAAACAUCAUUUCGGCAUCAUUCCCUUGUUUUCUGGGGUUCCGUUUAAUUUCACUUUGGUGCCACUUGGAGGUUGAUUUUCCAUAUAAGUGGGCAUGAGAUACUGUCAAUUGGGCCCCUGAAGGAAAUUUGGUCUAAUGUAUUUUCUUGAACGAAUAUGUUCAUGGUGUAGCCGGUGGAAGGAAUUGAUCACCAAGCGCACUUCACCAUUGGGCAUGACGUUUAUUAUUCCUUUUUUCGCCCUUUUUUUUCGUCUACAUCAUCCUCCGAGGUCGAAGGUGUUUCAAGUUGUUGAAUGCUAUGCCUUUCCUUUCUCAGCCAGCCGUUCAUUACAUUUACAAAAGGGAAAUUUCACCAAACAACUUUAUAUUAGAAAAUCUCUGUUAGAGUGAACGAUUUCAGUUAAUUUGUGAUCUUAGUGUGGUUGGAAAUAGACGCCUAUAUGAUGGAUUAUAUGAAUUAAAGCUGUCUUCAUUAACGACUCUUUCUUCCUUGCGUGCUGACAAAGUUAGGACCAAAAGAGUUGUUAAUUAAAGAGACAUCUUCCAUUGGUAAACACGGACAAAUGGGUUAUAUUUAAAGGACAAGAAUGAGAAAAUCAAUUGAAUGGCAUCUCUCCGCAAUAGAUUAUAUAAAUUUUGGCAUGUAAGUAUAUUCCAAUAGAAAUAAGUCAUUCAGAACUAAGGCUCUAUUUGGUUUACCAGAAAACGUGGAGGAAAAGAAAAAUAGUAGAGAAAAAGGUAAAUAAAGGAAAAAAAGGUUCGAGGUUUUAGGUUGGAGUCUCAAACAAUAAAUAUGUUACAAGGAAAGAAAAUGUAAUCUAGUAAAAUUUUCAUCCACUUCAUCCCAACCCUUUUUUUAAACAGAAAAUGAAGAGUUUUGAAAUGUAUAAACUUCCCCAAGUUUCCAUUAUAAUUUUUUUGUCUUUCACUAUUUUCAUCAUAAAGAAAUGAAAAUUGAUAAUCCUUUAAUUUCUCCUUUUCGUAUAUGGCCCCUAAGAUCUAAAUAAUGCCUAAAUGAAAAGGGUCUAACAUCUAGUAAAAUAAUUUUGGAAAUCAUUCACUGGUUUAUUAGUGGGCUGUUCUGACCUCAUUUAGAAAUGAAUACUUGAUCCCUGUCAUUGAUGACUCAUGAUUGAUAGAUCUAGUGCCUAGAGAAAUUAAUGUUCUUUAAACAAGGGAUACAUUAAUUUCUCCCUUGUUUAAAGAACAUUAAUUGUUCUUUAAACAAGGGAUGAAAAACACUAUAUUGGUGCUCAAUUGAAAUUUUUGAGCUUGUUUUGCUUUAUUUGCCCUACAACAUGAGCUCCUAAAUUGUGUUCUUGGACUAACUAUGUUCAGCUGUAGUUGCUGUGUGCUAUUUGUUGCACAUGCGUGUGUGUUAUGUGUAGAGGGCAUCAUAGAAAAUUUUCAAAAAUUUCUCCAAAAGAAAAAAAUGACACAUUAUAUCUAAGGUAUAUUGGGUGAUAAAGAGAUUAGAGAGUGAUUAGAUGAAAUGAAAAUAGUAGAAUCAGAGGGAGAACGAAGAUGUCUAGAGGAGGUAGAAGACGGUUUACUGUGGAAUCUAAAGCUUAUGAUCUUGUGAUUGAUGAAGUAGGAGGAAAGCUGAGAGGAUGCAUUUGGGAGAGAUGUAAAGGGCUAUCAUCUUGGAUCAGAUUUGGAGAUGCAAGCCUCAGUAGUCUGCUGGUAGGUGUGGAGUCCUGCUGUAGAGAUAGAGAUGAUAGUAAUUGGUCCCUCGCAUGGGAGGAGGAGAAUAGGAAAUAUAGAUUGGAGCGUCGUACAAAUGAGGCAGGUAGAUUCAUUCUCUGUUCUGUUCGUGAUUUGGAGGCAAAAAGGUUUUGCUUAAUUUUUCCAGAAGGAAAGAGGCUAUUUGGAGGAUGGAACACCUUGGCUGAGAAGCUGAGAGAGGUUGGGGUAGCUCCUUUUAGAGGAGUAAAGGACCCUCUUUCUCUUGAGGUGCUGAAGAAGGAAAAAGAGCCUGAUCAAAGGACAUAUGCAGAUGUAGUAAAUCUGAGAUUGGGGAGACUUGGGGACAAGGUUUGGCUGGAAAGGGGAGGGAGGGUGAAGCCUGGUAGAUUAGAGCAGCUUGGUCGUUGCUUAGUGGGUAGAUGGGAUAAGGUGGAGAACCAUCCUCCUGCGUUGGUUUUUCUGAAAAACUGGGCUGUCCACGCUUGGCUCCUCAAAGGAAAGCUGGACAUAGCUGUAAUGGGAGGUGGGCUAUUGCUAUUUGAGUUCGAAUUGAUGAGUGAGGCCGAGCGUGUUCUUGCUAGAGGGAAGAGAAAGGUUCUAGGCAGUGUUUUAAUGAUGGAAAGAUGGCACCCGGAGGUGGGGUGUUUCAGCAAUGGUGUUUUUGCUAGAGAGGUAUGGGUGAGAGUGGUAGGUCUUCCCCUUCAUUUAUGGAAUCGAGAGGUGUUUAAGUUGAUAGGAGAUGGUUGUGGUGGGUUCAUUGCUGUGGACAACAAGACGGAAUCAAUGGCAGAGCUGCAAUGGGCUAGAUUGUUGGUGAAAUCGGUGGGCAGGGACACACCUUCCUCCGUCCAGAUUGCGGAUGAGAUGGGGUGCUUCUCAGUCCAGCUGUGGUGGGAAUCCCCACCUUGGUUCUCUCAGGUGGUGCCGGCGGGAAGUGCUCUCGGGAAAGGGGAUGCAGUGGCUGUAGAAGUUGCAGGGAGUGGGUCUCGUGAAGAGUGUAGAGGAGGCGUGAUCGUGAAGGUUGGACAGCCGAUGGAGCAGAGGGGAGCAGGUGAGCCGCCCUGUGGUAGUUCUUCUAAAGGGAUUUCAGGCUGUCCAUAUGAGUUGGCUGGUAGGGGGCCUGGAAAGGAGGUGACUGGUGGAGAAGACAGCUGCGGGAUCAGCAGUCGAGGGGGAGGGAAGUUAGCAAACAUGGGAGGUUUUAAAUCUGGGCCAGCUGCUUGUGUUUUUGGGCCUGAUUGGGAGGCCCAAGCCAGGAGCGGGCUUGGAGAUGGUGGUCUUAAGUCAGAAUUUGUGGGAGUCCAGACGUUUGGGCCAGAUUGUGAGCCCAGGCCCAUCACCUUAAAAGGGUGGGUAAUGGGCUGCGAGGAAAGGCCUUUCCUCAUAAAGGGGUUGAUCGAGGGCUGCGAAGAGAGGGCCGACAUAGGUUUUGAACCGGUGUUGGGGGGAUUAAGAGAAAAUAGGGCUUCUCCUCGUGCCGAGGUCGGGGGGAUGGAGAUUAGGGCUUCGAUGGAAGCUUCGGGUGGCCAAGUUAAGGAAGACGGGGGGAUCGCUUGCAUCCUUGGAGGAGAUUGGAGGGAUUCCGAGUCUCUAAUGGCGAAGGCGAGAGCGCGGAUGUCCGAAGAAGCGCUGCUAGCUGAAGCAUCCAGGUACGAGCCCGUCAUCGAUGUUCUUGGGGGGGUUCGGGUCCACUUCUCUUCUUCUUCUCUUUCUGGGUGCGAUCGGGCUAUGGUGGUGGGGGUUGUUAGGGAUCCGGUAGUUAUUGACGAAGAAGAUGGGUAUCAUGCUCCGUUGCGAGCGUUGUUGACUGAUGGCAGGCCGUGGGAGAUGAGUACAGAGGGGGGAAAGAACAGGGGUGUCAGGUCAAAGGAGAGUGAGGAUCUGGAGGAAGAAGAGGACCAGGGCAGCGGUUGGGAUGACAGUAGCUUGGCUAAGUUCAGCAAGUCCUUGGGAUUCUCGACAGUUGGUGUUGAGGGGGAAGUUCUUAAACUUCUGUUAAGGCUGAAAUCAAGGAGGGAUCAAGGCAAGAAGAAAGGAAGUUCAGGGAUGACUAGGUUUGAUAGGGAAGUGAAAAAAUUGGAAUGGUCGAUUAAUUAUGAAGGAGAAAGCAGGAAGAAAGGCUCGGAUAGAAGAAACGGGGACAGAGCCCUGUGCCUCAAAUGAAGAUUAAAAUCCUAUCUUGGAAUGUCCGGGGGGUGAAUGACAGAAAUAAGAGGAGUUCAAUUAAGGCCUUAAUUAGAGCCCAAAAAGUGGAUUUGGUAUGCCUGCAGGAGACUAAAAUGUCUCAGAUGUCUCUAGGGGUGGUGAGAAGUCUUGGUGUGGGGAGAUUUUUAGAUUGGGGAGUUCUAAAUGCGAGAGGGGCAGCUGGAGGGGUGUUGGUUUUUUGGGACAAAAGAGUGCUGGAGCUGGAAGGGAUGGAGGUAGGUCUUUUCUCCGUCUCCUGCCGGUUCAAAAACUGUGAAGAUGGUUUUAAUUGGAUUUUUUCAGGAGUGUAUGGCCCUACAGUAAA